This is a messenger RNA of Penaeus vannamei (Pacific white shrimp), 1695 nucleotides long. The record is from RefSeq and is a predicted model, not a curated record. Lineage: Eukaryota; Metazoa; Arthropoda; Malacostraca; Decapoda; Penaeidae.
AGCUCUCGGAGGAGUGGGCCAGCAUCCGCGAGCCGGUGGUAGAGGGCGUGACCUUCUACUGCAAGUACCUGGGCUCGACGGUGGUGGACGAACCGAAGGGCGAGGCGUCCACCGCGGAGGCCAUCAAGAGGAUCAUCCACGCCGCCAAGCAGAAGGGACGCAAGCCGGAGCGGGUGAGCGUCCACGUGUCGCUGCAGGGGAUCCGCAUGUCAGACACGGCCUCCAGUGACACGCUCCUCGAGACGUCGAUUUACAAGAUCUCGUACUGCUCGGCGGACGCCCACUACGACCACGUCUUCGCCUUCAUCGCCACCAGUGACAAUGAGAUCUGCGAGUGCCACGCUUUCUUGUGCCCCAAGAGGAAGAUGGCUCAGGCGGUAACCAUCUCGAUUGCUCAGGCUUUCAAUUUGGCUUACGAGUAUUGGAAGAUGGCGGUGGAGAGCAAGAACGGGGAAAUCUAUGCAAAUGAGGAACUCCCUGCUGAGGUUAAGCAGCUGGCUCCAGGUGGGGCAAACCACACGCCUGGCAUAGUCCAACACCAGCCGUCCAGCCAGUCGUCUUCACCCAUUCCCAUUCGGUCGGACUUUGGUUCCUCCGACACCAGCUCGUCAGGUUACCAGUCCAGUACGCAAGCACUUUUAAUUGAUUUGGACGACUCGUCCGAUAUAACUACAGAAACUAAAAAUAAUGCUAGUUUAAGCAAGAGCAUCAUCAGUAAACCUUGGGAUGCCUUUGAAGACUUCAAUGAGUUUAAUGAGGGAUUCUCAAGACUUGCGUUGAGACACGCACAAAAAUCUCCUCUCCCCUGGACAUCCCCAACGGGAUGGGCAGGCAUCGACGAUCUUGCAGCAUUCACGGAUCGCCCUCCAGCUUCUCCGACCGAGAAUGGCUUUUGGCCGUUAGCUAGUUCUCCCCCUACCAGCCCUCUGCCUGCCAACUUGUCCUCAGGCCCAUGGUCAAUGGGACAGUCUCCACCAGAUACCUGGGAGAACUUCUCCAGCUCUCCCAACACAGCCUUCCUUCAUUCAUGUCAGUCCCCUCCCUCACAUCACAUGUUCUCACGUUUCCCAGAGUCAUUUGCUGCUGAUGAAAGUGAUGACUGCAGCAGCAGCAAACUACCAAACUCUGCAUUCAAGCCAGAACCAACUUCCAGUCAUGAUGUGGAUGAUUCUUUUAAUCCCAGAGAGUCUCUGAGUGACCCUUUCUCCCCCCUCACCCAGGAAAAGGAAGCAUUGGGAGUGAGUCAUAGCUCUCCCUCAACCCACAGUGGCUGUGGCACCAGCCACCCAGCCUGGAGUGGAGACCUGUUUGAUGGGAGAAAAAGCAGCAAAGUUGUGUGUUCAUAAAGCAUUUCUGGGAGUUUUCAUUUGGAACUUCCAAUUCAUAUUUUUCCAAUAUUCUUGUGUGUAGUUAUGUGUUGGUCUAUUUUUUACUUGAAUCAGCAGCUGGGAUAGAAUGCCAGUGUCUCCACAUUUUAUAAUACAUCAAUGGUAUAACUCCCUUGGGAGAGCAGUUGUGUGUGCGUGUGUGGAAUUUGUUGAUAUACAUUUAGAUUUUGCACAUUUUCCAUAUAUUUAAUUGAAUAUGUAAAUAUCUUUGUGAAACAUGUUCAAGAAUCUCCAAAUGAAUUCUUGAUAUGUAUAAUACAGUUUUAAGCUAUUGUAUGAUGACAGUUUAAUAUAUUUGCAUAUGCAG